UACUGUACCGUAACUGUUCGUGUGUGCGCGCAGCUCCAACAGGAAAUGAACGCGCUUUCAUUUCCGCUGCAGCAGCUUCAACGGUCACGUCAAAAAAUAAAAGGAAAAUGUGGACGGAAAGGACGGACUAAAAGCUGGGGAGAGAUCAUCCAGACCGAUCCGCCAGCUGCUUUCUCUUCCGUAAGAAGUCGUUACCAAGCAACUGCUUGUAUUGGAGACUUCGGUCGGAACAUUUAACGUGUUUUUAAGGGUCGUUUUGAGGUGAACGUGUCCCCUUGUUGUGUGCUAAAUUAGCCAGCGUUUACCCAGUCCGCUGCUAGAGAUGGGGACGAGAGCGAGUCGCCUUCAAGACCCGGUUCCCUCUCCCUUCGGGAAAGAUGGCACAAAGCGGGAUUCCUAUCGACGACCCCGGUGUACCAGGCCCACCAGCCUUGUCGUCGACUUCUCGGUGAGCUUUGAGGAAACGGAGGCCAACAGGAGCCGAUCUGAGGAAGGGAGCGACUCGGACUUGGGGCAGCAUGGAGGGGCGAGCGCCGACGGCAGCCCCGCCGACCACCGCAGCAUACCGUCCGGCAUUAGCCAGGCGUCUCCGGGUGACGACAACAACAGCGAGGGGAAACCCGAGGAGGACGGCGGCGUGAGCCCGGGGGCCCCCGCCGAAGCGGAACGCCAAGCCGGGGAGGAAACAGGCCGCACGCCACACCGCACUUUUUCUGAAAGGCUCCCCGGAAAUCGGCACUCUUCUGCCCGCAGCGUCGGAGCCAGGUCCGCCCGGGUUCGUGGCACACACCAGCGGCCGGUGUCGGAGGCUUGGAUCGGCCUUUACCGUGUUAACAACCGACAUGGCAGUAUUCGCUGCCCUUUCUGCUCAAAGCCUUUCCCAGGCGGUCGGAUCGAGGAUCACCUGUUGAGCUGCCUCACAUCUCCUCCGCUACCUUACAACACGGACGUGCUGAGCAAAGACAGCGGGGAAUGCUCGAUCUGUCUGGAGGACCUGGUACAGGGGGAGACCAUCGCCAGGCUGGCCUGCCUCUGCGUCUACCACAAAAGCUGCAUCGACUCCUGGUCCAAAGUGAAGCCCUGCUGCCCCGAGCAUCCCUUCGAUUGACUCGCAGGUCAGGCGGUUCCAGCCCAGCGACCAGAUCGACUCAGGAGACUACACCGAAUCCCAACAAAACCACAAUAAGUAUCAAGAAUUGAACGAGCAAAAUUCAUAUUUGCGUUUCCGAUGUAAAAAGUCAGCGGGAUCUUCCUCUAUCGAUUUAAACUCGACCUGCCAAACGCUGACGUUGAAACCAGCUGCUCCGUCUAAUAACAGAGAUGUCUGUGAGUGUGUGUGUGUUUGUGUGUGUGGACUCGAAUCACCGGGGGUCAUUUAAAUAUUAUCAUCCAAGAAAACCAGAUGGAGUUUCAGUGACCAGCGCCUCUCCUGCGUGUUUCUGUCUCUGAAUCUUAUCAAGUAUUUUUGCAAAAACCAAAACAAACAAAAACAAAGUAUUGUUGCAAGUCCUACAUCGGAUGAAUGUUUCUUCUUCUCUACUUUCCCCCCCAAAUUAACCAAAUCUUCAGCUGUUACGUUUAUUUCUGCUCUGACGCGAUGAGGACCGGUGUUUGGUGGAAAGGGGGGCUGCUGCUACUCUUUCUUUCUGUGUUUUGUUGUUAUUUUUCUUGCUUUCUGUUACCUUUAAACAUUUCAGGGGAAGUUUUGGGCCUUUGUGUUUUGUUUCUUUUAAAGUCGGCCAGUUUUGUCUCCUUGUUAGCGUGGGGAUUGUUCAGGAAGAUUUCGACAGUAGCACCACGUUGGCGCCAGCUGGAGCACUUCUGUGUUAUUUCUCAUACGAUCUGGGAUGACAGUGAGCGACAGAGGGGUGAAUUUGUCCUGUGUUUGUUUGUACAUACAUUAAAGUGUGUUUGUGUUUGUUGUAAACUUCGCAGAUGUCUGGUUGGUUGGUACUUUCUAUGAAUGCAGUUUCUUUUUUUUUCUUUUUUCGCCAACGCCAGAUCGUGCCGGGACAAAUAGAUGGAUUUUUGGGGGCAUGUUUACGCCAUGUGGCAUCUGCCUCCUCUUCACAGCACUGGGGGCUAUGGACAGCUUAUGGUUAAUAAUUACAUAAGCAGCAGGCACCCUCUUCCUUUUCCACCAUGCCUUUUUAUUUUGAGCAUUUUUAGCUGACAUAUUGUUGUGAUUAUUGCUAAAUGUGUCAAGUGGCUUUCCUUUGCCUUUUUAGUGCUGAUUUGCCUUUUUUGGGCUCUUAAAUUGAGCCAGCAGAACAAACAACUGGGUUUCUUUUUAUCUGUUUCAUGGAUUUUCAACCCAGACGGUUCAGUUUUAGAGCAAAGGUGUUCAAAGUAGGGAUCCGGGGCCACUUGCGGCUCCUGGAUUGAUUUUGUGUAGCCCUCAGACCAAAAUUUGAGAAUUAUAAUCUAUUACUUUUAAAUAAAAAUCUACUUACAAAAAUGUUACACUGCAAAAAAAUAAAAAGAAUUUUAGUCUAGUUUCUAGUGCAAAUAUCUAGGUUACAUGUAAGCUAGUUUUGUCUUAUUUCAGAUGUACUUUUUAAAGUCAAUGAAUACUACUUCCACUGGAAGAUUAUUUCACUUAAAACAUGGAAAAAUGUCUUGUUGAGGUUAAAUAAUCUCAGUGGAACCAGUACUUUUUCAUCAAUAUUAAAGAAUUAUUCACUUUCAAAAAGCAAGCUCCAAUAACUUGCAAUGGUUACCUCUAUGUUAGUGUUGUUUCCUCUAGAAAUUAGACCAAAAUACUUUUGUGUUUUUGCAGCGUAUUUGAGACUUUUCUGGUUUCCUUCCGUUGUCAUGGUAACUAGGAUUGACAUAUACGCUAAAGUACAACCUGGUUCACCAAAAUCUGCUUUUAUUUGCUGUAUUAAAACUUUUUUCUCAGUUUUCUUCAAUCGAGCCCAAAAUAAUAAGCAAACUGGAUGCCUUUCGUUUAAUAAGGAAGCUUUGGAUUUACAAUCCCAUAAAAAUCAGAGUUCAUUCUUAUUGCCGAGUAGGUUAAAAAAAAAUCUACGUUUUGGUGAUUUCAGUUUUUAAUAAUUGUAGUUUUUUGUCGUGCAGACACUUCUAAUGCUGACAAUUUUGGUGAAAAGAGUUGGAUUAGUCUUGGGUUUUCUUUAAUUUCCUCCCCUGGUUCACGGUUCUCUGCAGUCUGAGGUGCUACGACUCGCCCCACCACUAGUGGGCAGCGCUGUGCAUGUUUCUCUUUUUAUAUUAAAGCAUAAAAAUAUAUAUUGGAGAAUUUUAAAAAUGGAGAAAGGAAAAAAAAGAUGCCAAAAGUGAGUGUGUGCAUUGGGAGCGUUGUGUGAGCGUGUGCAGAGGUCGAGGUGGCGUUGUGUUCGUUGUAGAGGUCAGUUAUGAUGUUGUAUUCUUUGGAUGGGGGGUGCGAUGGGGGUGUUUGUUUAUGCUCACGGAGGUUGGAUUUAACCCCCCUAAGUUACUCUCAUUUACUCUGUUACCCUCUCUAAGCUGUGUGGUGCAAUACCUCAGUUUUUUAUUUCUUUACCAAUGCUAGCUAAAUGCUCUCUGUGUUCUCCAACCAAGGAUGGUGUGUAUUUUUCUUUCUUUCUUUCUUUUUAUUAUUAUUUUUUUUAAAAGAUGUCCCUCAAAGAUUUGGUUCUGAAAUACGGGGCUCCGUGUUUUAGAUGAGAAAGUUUUAAAAAUGGGUCACAAUGGCUGAAUCUGCAUCCUCUGGAUAUGGACAAUCUGCCUUGACUCUGGUAUAAAAACAAAUUUAACUAUUUAUUAUUAUUAUUAUUAAAUUGUAAAUAUGUAAUGCAAUUCAAGAAAAUGGCUUGGUCCUUGUCUGUUCAAUUAUACUGUUUCUAAGCUCUGAUCUUUUGUAUGUCUCAGAAGUUGUUUUUAUAUGUAUUUUUUACAAUAAAUAUGUGUGAGAGAA
Messenger RNA from Gambusia affinis (western mosquitofish), 3916 nucleotides. RefSeq lists its product as uncharacterized. NCBI's taxonomy places the organism in Eukaryota, Metazoa, Chordata, Actinopteri, Cyprinodontiformes, Poeciliidae. The transcript has 5 exons. The record is from RefSeq and is a predicted model, not a curated record. Bases 323 to 1108 code for a protein of 261 amino acids.